Molecule: messenger RNA, 1030 nt
Organism: Aricia agestis (brown argus)
Lineage: Eukaryota; Metazoa; Arthropoda; Insecta; Lepidoptera; Lycaenidae
Product: periaxin-like
Exons: 2
Coding region: 16-987 (323 amino acids)
Source: RefSeq, a predicted model, not a curated record
CGAUUGCCUAUAAAUAUGAGUUUGUCCAUGUGCAAUAAUAACAUCAAACAAGAGACUAUCAGAAUGAAAGCCUUAAUUUGUUUCGCGCUGUUCGCGGUGGCAUCCGCCAUCCCGCUCCAAAAUGCCCAAGUGGUGAUCAUUCCCGAUGGACCGAUCCCCAUUCCAGUGGAGAUGCUCAGGUCUGGAUCCUUCAUGCCAGUGUGGAGGGACCUCCCCCAAAUGCCUAAUUUGCCCAUUCCCGAGAGGAACUUGAGAGAUCUGCCCAUUCCCAAGAGGAACUUGAGAGAUCUCCCCAACUUCAAAAUAAGCGAGGUCCAGUUCCUUGACAUGCCAGAGAUCCAAGAAGUUAAUGCGAAUGCACCUUCUGAUUCUGAGAUUGCUCCUGAAGCUGUCAAAAUUGUUGAUCUGCCUGAGCUUCCUGCACCAACUGAUCUUCAGGAAGUUGUCCCUCAAGUUGAAGAUAUUGUACCUGAGCCAGUGAACAUAGUGGAAUAUUUUGAGCCCUCUAACGUAGCUAAUGAGGUACCUGCUGCUGAGGAGAUUGUACCUCAAGCUGAGGAAAUUGUACCUGAGCCAGUGAAAAUAGUGGGAUAUUUUGAGCCCGCUAAUGAGGUACCUGCUGCUGAGGAAAUUGUACCUGAGCCAGUGAAGAUAGUGGAAUAUUCUGAGCCCACUAACGUAGCUAAUGAGGAACCUGCUGCUGAGGAGAUUGUACCUCAAGCUGAGGAAAUUGUACCUGAGCCAGUGAGCAUAGUGGAAUAUUCUGAGCCCUCUAACGUAGCUAAUGAGGUACUUGCUGCUGAGGAGAUUGUACCUGAGCCAGUGAACAUAGUGGAAUACUCCGAGCCUAUCGGAGCUGAUGUACUUGCACCGGAGCUUCCAGCUUUAGAAGAUGCUGAGAUGAGGUUCGUGAAAUUCGUCGAUUCUCCAGCCACGUUCGACUUGAAGAACGUGAGGGUACCCAUUGAUGCGCACGACAUUGUUUAAACUUAAAAUAUAUUAGUACCCUAAUAAAGUUUUUUUGUUAUUA